AUGACGACGACUUGUGGCAACAACAGACUGCACAGUCUCCUUCUUGGCAUGGCCUUGCUGUUGCUGCAAUGCGCUAGAAACGUUUGCCAUGCGCAGGAAGUUUGUGGUAUCAACAUUUGUGCUGCGGGUACUCCUUGUUGCAACCCGAGUUGUGGCAUUUGUGGUGAAUAUUGUACCCAGCAGUUCUGCGGCCCCAUGUACUCUUGCUUUUCCAGUCUUAGUACAGUGGACGUGUUGAACCAGGGUCAAACUUCCAUGGCAGAGCUACAAGUGGGCGACCGGGUUCUGACAUCUACGGGCAAGUACAAGUCUGUCUACGCCUUUGGCCAUCACGACACGACAACCCCUACAACGUUUCUAAAAAUCAAAACCUCCCUCUCCGAUGAAAGUUUGGCUGGAAACGCCACAACAAGUAAUGAUCUAGAGAUUUCACCAAGGCAUUAUGUGUAUGCUAGCAAGCGAGACCGUAUCAGGGCCACUAUCGAAUCAUCUGCAAGCCUUGGGUAUAGACCUUUUGCGGCUGAGGAAAUCCGGGUUGGGGAUCUGCUUGAAACCCCAAACGGAAAGGGUGCACGAGUGGUCCAUAUCGAACCCGUGCAACGAAGAGGCAUGUUUGCUCCCUUCAGUACGGAUGGCACUGUUGUUGUGGAUGGAAUCAUUGCUUCGUCGUAUGUUUCAUUGGGCGAAUUGGGCAUCAACCUUCCAUUCGUCGAGGCUACGUCGAUUUCGCACUUGGCCCUAGCACCGUUUCGAUUGCUCUGCACCAAAGUGUCCUCUAGUGCCUGUGAGUACUACAACGAUGACGGCAUCCCCCAUGCUCUUUCACUGCUUUUGAAGUUCUUUCGAGGGAUCUUGAAUACAGGCUCCCAGUGGUUGUAUGGACUGGCGGCUUUGAGCUACCUGGGACUGGCAACCCUAGCUUGGUUGGCUGAAUGUCUUUUGUCUUUUACCGGACUGCUAGUGGUACCGCUAGCUCUGGUGGCAGUAUCAGGCGCUAGCUAG
Messenger RNA from Seminavis robusta, 1002 nucleotides. Lineage: Eukaryota; Bacillariophyta; Bacillariophyceae; Naviculales; Naviculaceae. The record is from the annotation of a GenBank genome assembly.